Molecule: messenger RNA, 2314 nt
Organism: Triticum dicoccoides
Lineage: Eukaryota; Viridiplantae; Streptophyta; Magnoliopsida; Poales; Poaceae
Exons: 3
Coding region: 92-1738 (548 amino acids)
Source: RefSeq, a predicted model, not a curated record
AAGCAAAUCGCCUCGGCCUCUCUCCACCCGUUGGCCACAGGAACUGUUACCCAACCUUAUCUCGCAGCUCGCGCCACCGCCGUCCACCGCCAUGCCGCUCCUCCCGCCGGCGGCGCCGCCGCUGCCGCUCUCCUCUCACCGCCUGGGCCUCCCCUUUCUCACACUCCCCUCGCCCGCCGGCCGCCCCCUCCGCCGCGGGGACCUCGCCAUCCGCAUGGGCGGCGGGCCGCGCACGUUCCCGGGCGGCGUCUCCAAGUGGCAGUGGAAGCGCAUGCAGGCCCGGAAGGCGAAGCAGCUCCUCAAGGCCCGCCUCGCCCGCGAGCGCCAACUCUACGAGAUGCGCAAGCGCGCCGAGCUCCGCGACGCCGUCGUCCACCUCGAGCGGCCCUGGGACCCCGACUCGGCCCCCGUCUCCGCCGCCGCGCUGGCGCCCAACCUCCUCUCCGUCGCCGCCGACGACCAGCUCAGGGGCCUCGCCGACCGCUUCCACCGCCCCGGCGGCGUCGACCUCUGGAACGACCGCGACGGGCCCCAGGUCUUCGCGUCCCCGGACACGGGCUUGGCCUCCGCGCGCUUCUUCCCCAGGGACGCCGUCCACAGCGUCCAGCCCUACGCCCGCCUCGGCGCCGGCGCCAGAGCCGAGGGCGCGCAAGGUGUUCGGCAGAAUGACGCUGUGGAGGACGCUGUGGAGGACGCGUAUGGUUACAGCGAGCCUGCGGUCCAGCUGAUGGAAAGAGAUGGGAUGUGGGAGCCGGUGAUUGCUUUGGAAGGUGGAGAUGGUAACAAUUCGAGCCACAGGAGUUGGACUCAUGAUGAUGAUGAUGCUAUUUCUGAUUCAGACGACGAAGAGGAUGUUGAUUUUGGACACCAACGACAGGCAAUGGUAAGACGAGAUGGAAGAAGGGAUGGUGAAACUGCAAGCACUAUGCGUGUUGGAAGCGAGAGGGGCAGGCAUUGGAGAGGUCAUGGUUCCUUUUCAGAUUCAGAAAGCAGAAGAAAAGGUCAUCCUGAUCAAAGAUGGUCAGACAGAAGUAGUGGGAGUAGAAGGAAACCUCCCGACGCAAGAUGGAAGCCUUGGAACGGCGAGGGAGGUAACGCCAUUGGGAAGGACCGAACAGGUGGCGGUUCUUUCUCGGACUCAGAGGUGAGCCGCCGUGGUUCUGAGCCAAAAUCAAGGGCAAGGAAUAGAGAGGACACAAUGGACGCCGUGGUGAAGUGGAAACUCUCGUACGAUAGCCAUGGCAAUGUGGUAAGAAAGGUUCGCGUUGGUGGUGAAUUUGAUUCAAAUUCAGACAGUGGAAGGGGCGACAAAGUGGAACCAAAAUGGGGAGCCCCGAAUAGGUCUAGUCCAAGUGAGAACCGAAGAGGUCGAGCAGGGCUGAAAUAUAGGCCUAAUGCCAAAAGUGGCGAAAGGCCAGGAGGAUACACGAGGGGUCACAAUGGUGAUGAAAGGGAUCAAUUUGGUAACGGCUUUGCCUCGGACUUGGAGGAGCCGACAUGGAACCCAAGAAAAAAGAACGAAGCUAGGAACAGCAAUGGCAGCAGAGAGUACAACAGUGAUAUGAAAAGUAGAUUCAGGAGCGGUGGAAGCGGGGCUGCAAGACGGAUAGACAGUACUCGUCCUGUGAUGAACGCCGACAGAGAAGAUGGAAGAGGGCGGCGGUCGAGGGGAGAUGGAUACUCGCUACGACCAACAUCGGAAUUGCACAGCUCGAUGGACCGGAAUGGGGGACGGUAGUUCAGAGGAGACGGAUACUCGCUCCAACCAAAAUCAGAACUUAGAUAAGAUGUACUGUAUGUUAAGAGUAAAGCUAAUGUAGUCUGUGUGUGUGCUAACUACUGUAUGACCAGACGUUCAAAUAUAACAUACUUGUACUGAGGAUUUGCUUCGUUCAGCUCGUGUGAUUUGCUAUUCUCGCUGAGUGAGUGUCUAUCAAAGAAUGCCAGGAACUUGUCCAUACUACAUCUCCAGUUUUUUUUGCCAAAUGAUUUGGGUUCAGCCGGAACAUCCGAAGCAGCUCACAGCUAUAUUCAGAAACCUGAUGAAUGUGUAUCUAUCUGAUAUCUUUUCUGAGUCCAAUGAGGACCAUGUUUAUCCUUGAAGCUGUAGCAUCCCUGCAGAAUUUUGGAAUAUGGAUUUAGCCGGAACAGCCGAAGCAGCUCACUGCUAUAUUCAGAAACUUGCUGAAUGUGUAUCUUUCCUGUGUGAUCUGAUCUGGACCCAGUUUACCCUUGAAACUGCACUGUCCCUGUAGAAUUUUGGAUUAUGGCUUGUUACCUUCUCUUCUUUUAAUUUAUUCAGAAUUUCAGAGGC